AUGAUUCACGAUUCGAGUUCUAGCGAAAUGAGUAGAUUGCAAAAUGAAAUGAUCCCAAUUGACCCCAUGAAUAGAACAAGCAGUAAAAUGAAACUGCACGUAGGGGAGGCAGACUUUAACAGCAUCUAUGUUGACAUACUGAAUAUUCAUGAAACACUUGUGAAUCAUAUUCAAUCAAUAGUCAUUCAUGUUUACAACAUGUUUGAAAGAUCAUUAUAUUCAUCCAGUAAUGACAACUCGUGUGAAAAACUGAACAUAGAAGAUCAUAACAGUAGUAACAGUAAAUGUGUAAACAUGAGAAUUCUUGAAGAACGAGAAACAACAAGUGCUGUAGAUUCUAAAACUGCAAAAGAAUUUGCAGAAAUACAAACAGAACCUUGUGCAUAUGUAGAUAAAAACCAAUAUGUAAAAAUUGAGCCUGCAAGGGGGGAAAGUUGCAGAAGCGAAUAUUUCAUUGCAGAACCUGAAUAUUUCACUGCAGAACCUGAAUAUUUCAUUGCAGAAAACGAAAGUAUAAUAAAUGAUGAAAAGGAAAAAUUAUGGAAGAAUAUGAACGAAGUGGUGAGUGGCAGAAGGCAGCAUAGUAAAUGUAGCAACGUGAGAAAUGUACACAUGUCAGGAGAAGAAGUAGGAGUAGGAGAAAAAGGGUUAGAUGAAGUAGAAGACCAAGUAGGAGAAGAAACAACGCCGCUUGAUCAUGCAAAAGAAUGCAGUAAAAAUAAGGCACGCAUGAACAAAGUUGGAAAUUAUGAUGCACCAGUAGAAGUUCUGAUUAAUCAAAUUUGUAGAAAGGAGAGGACAAGUGAAAUUAUAAAUGAAAAUAAUAAAGGAGAUAUGGGAAAAAGAAGCGUGGAUAGUAACAAAAAUAUACAAGAUAUAAUUACUGAAAAUAAAUUAAACCUAAGAAAACAUAUUGUCCUUUUAGAACUAAUGAAAUAUGUGAUUUUGCAAGCGAAUAAUAUACAGAAUGAUCUGUAUAAAGAUACAGUUAUGACCCCUCAGAUGGUAGGUAAUAAUGACAUUCAUAAAUUAAGAAGAAAUAUGGAAUAUUUUAAAAUAAAUUUGAAUCAUGAUGAAAGCAUUUGUAAGUACUACAACUUUUGUAAUGUGAAUUUUCAAAGUAUUAAAAUUAAGUACAUAAAUAUUAUAAGUUAUUAUAUGCAUCUGCUUUCUCCAUUUAACAAGUUCUACGAUGAAAAUUGUGAACUUUCUAGAAUCAAAUAUGAAUAUGUAGACACAUAUGGGGAGGAAUAUUCACCGAACCCCUCAGAUGAUCAAACGGAUCUAACAAUAGUAAGAAAAAGGUUAAAUGAAAUUGUACUCAAUUAUGACUAUAUCGUAGAAGACAUUUUAAAAAAUAAUAACAUCUAUGGAUUUCCACAAAAUUAUCUGUACAACUUGAAAGAUAAAAUUCUGCAAGGGGAAUUUCCACAGGAAAAAAUCUCAAAUGAAAGAUAUUUAAAAGAUGAAGAUAAUUUCAGAAAGUCCGUAUUGCCUCAUUUUAGUAGCCAUUCAGUGAGGAGUACAUAUAAUCCACAAAAUGGGUAUUCAGCUUAUUCCUCAAGUUGGAACAAAUUGGAUAUUCUUCCAUGUGGAGAUGGCAGAAGUGGUGGAGGUGGUAGAAGUGGUGGAGAUGGCAGAGACGAUGGGUUUUUAAUCAUGCAUAACCCCAACACAUACAACUCCCAAGACAUGAAGGACUCACAUGAAGGAGUGAACGGAGAUAUUCUGCAUAGCAUAAACCCAUUGAAUAAUAAGAAUGAGGAGAGAGUAAUUCAUAUUUUUAGUCACACGGAUGAAAGUAGAAACGAUGUAGUUAGAAGAAUUAAUGAUAAGAAGAACAAUUUUGUGACUAUGAAGUGUGCUUACAUAAAUGGAGAAGAUAGACACCACAUUAAAAAAAAACUUAAUGAAAAUCUGAACAGUUAUUCGAAUAUUCUACCUGAAGACAUGCUAAGAUUGAAAAAUUCUUGCAAUAAUAAUAAAGUUAAUGUAAACAGUUCUGUACACUUGAGUUCAUCAAAUAUGAGUUACACAGAGUCAACUGAUAUGGAGCAAGUAAGAAGAGGGAAUUUUUUCGCAAACGAAAAUUUAAAGGAAAAUAAAGAGAAAAUAAAUAAAACAAUUUGUGGUGAUAAUAUGGUGAGCUAUGAUCAAUUUGGUGCAUCAUCUCCUUUGUAUAGAGAAGAAAAUAAUUUCUCUCAGUUUGAUAAAUAUAUACAAAAUGGAAAUUAUCAAUAUUCACAAAAUUAUAAUAAUGUGCUUCUUGGGGGAAAGCAAAAGUUGAAUACAUAUAACAAUAAUUUUGAAAAUGUCCUAAAAUUGAAUGAAAAAAGAAAAGAAAAGAAUUUUUUUGGAGGAUCAAAAAUUAUUACCUGUUACACGGGACAAAAUUGUCUGAGAAGCACAAAUGAUGAUCACAUGAUUGUUGAAGGAGGUAAUUACAGUAAAAUAGGAGGAGCAUCAGCAGGGACAGAAGCAGGGUCAGGAGAUGGAUAUCGAGAUAGAUAUCGUCAAGCCCACUUUGACCACUUUGAUGUUCAGAUGACAGAUGUAAAUGAUAGGAACCGUUCCUGUCGUUUAUCACCAAUAAGAAAUAUGACAAAUGCAAGACAAAAUAAAAAUUGCAAUCUUUCCUUUUACCCUCAAACGAAUACAAAAAAUGGAACCAAACUGAUAAUUUUCAACGGAACAGAACCAGGAGAAACAGAUGCAAAGCUAAUCACUUCUACAGAUACAGACGAAGCAAAAAAUAUUCAUAAAAUUGAAGGGCACCCAACUGGAAAGUCUCAGAGUGGAAACAGGAAUGGACAUAGUAACACUGGUGAUGAUGCGUUUUGCCCAACUGGAGAAGUGGAACAGGGAGAAGUAGAACAGGGAGGAGUAGAACAGGGAGAAGUAGAACAGAGAGAAGUGGAAGAAGAAGGAGCAUCAGGAACAGAUGCUGGCAAGACAUACUCCUUAAGCAUAGUUAAUAAAUAUGAUAAUAAUCACAACACAAACGAUAAGCACUUCUUCAGUGCAACACCUAAUUAUGAGAUUGGUGAAAACUGGGGAAGCACACCACAAGGUGUUAAUAAUGCCGGUGUAUAUAUCCAGAGUUUGGAUAUCAAAAAUGAUAAUAAUUACAAAAGAUAUAUAUUAAAAAAUACCACAUAUAAAGCAUACUUGAAUAAUGAGUUCAAAAAAACUGGAAGCAGAGAUGGUGUUUUUUUAAACACAACUGAUUGCUCUCUAAUGAGGAAAAUGCGAACAAGUUCGUUUGUUGAAUCAUACAAAAAGAGUCAAUCAGUUUUGAAUUCUCAAUUCUAUCAUAAUAUUGCUAGAAGCAACAGUCUUAACAGUAACGAUAGCCCAUGUUCCAGCUGGGUUCAAUCACUCCGUGUUGGAGAAAAUUCCAUUUUUCCAGAAGUUGGUAUUCCAGUUCAGGUUGUGAAAAGUGUUAAUAAUGGGUUUAUUGGCCGUGGUACAAAUUUGAGUAGUGAAAGUGGAAGAAGUGGUAAAAGUGGAAGAAGUGGUGAAAGUGGAAGAAGUGAAGGAAGUGGAAGAAGUGAAGGAAGUGGAAAAAGUGAAGGAAGUGGAAAAAGUGGAGAACGUAACAAUAACUACACGAAUGGAACGGGUAGCAAUAACAGGGGUCAUAGUGGAAACUAUGGAAGCAACCUAAAGAACGACUGUGGCACGAAUGAUAAUGAUGAGGAUGAUGAGAAUAGAGAAGAUAGAAACAAAGGGAAAAAUAACUAUUAUAAAGACAAAGAAGAUGAAGACCGUGAGGAUGAAGGAAAUCAAAAGAGCAGUGAGUAUGCCAAUAAUGUCAUUCAGAACCAAUUUCAAAGUGGGAUGGUAGAAAAACAGGAAAAAAAUAACUUUAAAGUGAAUAGUAUGCAUGAGAAUAGUAUGCAUGAGAAUAGUAUGCAUGAGAAUAAUAUGCAUGGGAAUAAUAUGCAUGGGAAUAAUGUGCAUGAGAAUAAUAUGCAUGAGAACAAUAUGCAUGAGUCCAUCGAACAAUUCGGAGCUACUGAAAAUGACACUCGAAGUGAUAUUGAUAAGGAAUAUACACAUCCAUCAAAUAUUGACGAAAAGGUCGAAGCUCUUUUGGAAGAUCGUCCACAGACAGAACCCAGAAAGAAUGGAGAGAUGUGUGAAACUGGUACAUCUAAUUCUGGUGGAGAUAGGAGCAUUGGCUUAAGUAAUAAUUUGUAUCAAAUGAACCUUCCUACCACCACAGUCAAUGCUAGCAGCAGACGAAAGGUGAACUGUGCAGGAAUAGUGACUAGCCAAUCUAACAUGGAAAAUGUGGCAAAUAUGGACAAUAUGGAAAAUAUGAAUAAUAUGGAAAAUAUGAAUAAUAUGGAAAAUAUGAACAAUAUGGCAAAUAUGAACAAUAUGACAAACAUGAACAAUAUGACAAACAUGAACAAUAUGACAAACAUGAACAAUAUGACAAACAUGAACAAUAUGACAAACAUGAACAAUAUGACAAACAUGAACAAUAUGACAAACAUGAACAAUAUGAGCAAUUUCAUAAAUUUUAACAAUCAGUUUAAUUUCUCGAACAUAGGAAACGAUGGAAACCCUGGAACCUUCGUAGAUCCCACAAACUACAAUACAUAUCGGAGCUAUGGAAAUUUGGAAAACUUUGGAAAUUUUGAAAAUUAUGGAAAUUGUGGCAACUAUGGAAACCAUGGCAACUGUGACUAUGUUAGUUAUGAAAAUUGUGAUUAUGGCAAUUAUGAAAAUUAUGGCAAUUACGACAAUCGUGGGAGCUAUGGUAGCUAUGGCAAUUACGACAGUCGGGGAAAUUAUGACAACUAUGGCAACCUUUGCAACAUCUAUAACAACAGUAACAACGUGGAAGAGGAACGUUUUCACUCGAACGAGUGCGCGUCGAAUCAAAGGAAAGGGAAUAGGGAUGUGAUGACUAACGAUAUUACUCACGCUGACAGGGAAUCGUCUGAAAUGCCAAGUAAGAGUAUAUCAUCCGAGGAAUUGAAAGUACGCGUGGGUGUAGAAAAACACACGGGUUCAACUAGCCAAAUUAGUGCAAACAAUAAUAUUUACGUCGAAAAUCACGUUGGUUCAGCUAGCCAGAUUAGUGGAAACAAUAAUAUGUACGUGGAAAACCACGUUGGUUCAGCUAGCCAAAUUAGUGGAAACAAUAAUAUGUACGUUGGAAAUCACAGAAAUGAUCUAGUAAAGAGCGAAAUGGAGAAUCCACACACAGAGGCACCAAGUAAUAAUACUCGUGAACAAAGUCUACUGAAUUGCAAAACGAACAUGAUAACCAUGUGCGAUAAGAGCGAAAAUAUGGAACAUGAUUUGCUUAGUUUUGCUAAUAAUGCAUAUGUAGAUAUUCAUAAAAUAAUACAGAAUGAUGAUUCAUUAAAAAAUGAAUUAACAGAUUUGGAAGAAUCAUUACAACUCGCGACGACAUCGAGUAAGGAUAACAAAAAUAGUAAACAGAAAUAUAACGAGAACGAAUUAGAGAUUUUAAUGAUGUAUGACAACUGUAAGAACAUGCUAAACUCGUGCAGCAUGUUACGAAACAAAGAAUUAAAAAACACGGAUGCAGAUGAAUACUUGAUGAAUGAAAAUUGCAUACCCCCCAAUGUCUUGAGGAGCAAUGAAAUGAUAAGCGACAGCCUCAAUGCAGACAUUGAAAAAAUCAUUGACAUAAUGAGUACAAACAUGCAGACAAAGACCAAAGAUAAAAAAAGGAAAUUGAGUUCCAUAAGUUGUACAAAGAACGAUAAGAUGUUAGCUAAAGAUUCAGGGAACAUUGAAAACACAUUGGAAAAAUCCUAUUCUAAAAAAAUGCCAAAAUAUACAUCUUUAGAUAAAAGAAAAAUAUACCAAAAGAUGGACAUAAGAACAUUAAAUAAAAAUGUGCAAAAAAAUAAGGAAGUAUGCAAAAACUGCUACAUUCACUAUGACAAUAGCAAAUCAAGUUAUAUACUAACGUUUAUAAACAGAAAACAGAAAAAACAAAGAAAACUUUUCCCUGUAAAACCUAAUGAAAAAGAUGAAGCUUAUAUUACUCAAAUUAUGAACUACAUAGACAAGUUAAAGGAUCAGGAAAAAAUUUUUGGAAUUAGCAAGAACGACGAGAUGGCAGCUCCGGAGGGAAGAGACAACAAUAGAAAAGGAGGAGGAGGGCGGGGUGGUUCUACUGCCCUUGGAGAAUUUUCUUUUGAUAAGAAUGAAAAGGUUGUUGUAACCCAAAUGGCGAAUAAUAUGAAGAAUCCGUUAGAUGGCAAGGGGAAGAAGCCUAUGUGUGACAAUGGCAACAACAACAGUGGGAACUGCAGCAGUGGGAAAUGCAACAAAGAUCAAGUGAUGCAGAAAAAGAACAUGUCGAAGGAUUCGUACACAGAUAGGAAUUUAUCGACAAAAAAGGAAAUGUGUACAUCUAACUUGAACCUGUUAAAUAAAAAGAUGAACACAUUUUUAAGUGGCAUAAACGAUCAGAUGUAUAUACAACCAAACAUGAAUUACAUUUCAGAUCCUCAUCCUCAUAUACAAAUGAUGCGAAACAUCAAUAAUAAUAGAAAUGGAACAAAAAACCCUAUGAACAUAUAUGAAGAUAUUAAUAAUAUUCCUCCCACUGUUGAUUUUAUGCAUUUUAACAAUAUGAACGAUGGAUAUUCAUUUGAAAAUUUUCAUUUAAUGAACCCACGCACAAGCAACGCUCAAAAUUUAGAUCUCUACUUUAAAAACAAUUCAAAAAAAGAGGAGCUGUCCAAAAAAAAAUAUAUGAAUGAACAAUACAACGGGGAAAGAAAUACCACCAUUGAUAGGAUGAAUAACAAUGUGAGAAAUGACAUGAAUAGCAAUAACAGAAGUUGUCUAAACACAAGAUCUAGUAUUAACAAGAUUGUAAACAUACAUUCCAACCAACGAUCAAGUAGACGAAUAAAUUUGAAUACAAAUAACACUACGCAUACCUCCAACUUGUAUGAAAAUGCAAUGAUGAAUCAAAACGUGAAAAAUAUUUUGCAUGCUUGUGGAAAUAACCAAACAGUGAACCCACAGAAGAAGGUUUUUGGUAGUACUAGUGGUAGUGGAAGUGGUAGUACUCCUCCUAUUAACACAAACGAUGAGUUUGGUUCAAUGAAUAUUUUUAGCAAUACAAAUUUUUCCAUUUAUCACAAUAAUAUGCCAACCAGUUGUGAAAAUGAAAUAAUAAAUAAGCACAAUUCACUAGUGAAUGAUUAUGCAGAAAGCAUGCUAGAUGAAUCGAACCGAGACACGAUGGUUGAUAUGGAAAGAACCACUGCUGGAACUUCAACUAUGUAG
Plasmodium gonderi is the source of this 7296-nucleotide messenger RNA. RefSeq lists its product as hypothetical. The record is from RefSeq and is a predicted model, not a curated record. The coding region runs from base 1 to 7296 and encodes 2431 amino acids. The transcript is spliced from 2 exons. NCBI's taxonomy places the organism in Eukaryota, Apicomplexa, Aconoidasida, Haemosporida, Plasmodiidae.